Molecule: messenger RNA, 375 nt
Organism: Suncus etruscus (white-toothed pygmy shrew)
Lineage: Eukaryota; Metazoa; Chordata; Mammalia; Eulipotyphla; Soricidae
Product: apolipoprotein C-I-like
Exons: 1
Coding region: 41-307 (88 amino acids)
Biological process (GO): negative regulation of lipid catabolic process; triglyceride metabolic process; very-low-density lipoprotein particle clearance
Cellular component (GO): very-low-density lipoprotein particle; high-density lipoprotein particle; extracellular region
Molecular function (GO): phospholipase inhibitor activity; fatty acid binding
Source: RefSeq, a predicted model, not a curated record
GCAGCAGCCUCCUCUCCUGCAAGUGCUCCUCCUGCCCACCAUGAAGCUCUAUCUGUCGCUGCCUGUCCUGCUGGUGGCUGCCCUAUGGCUGCUGUCCGAAGGCCCAGCCCCGGUCCAGGCGGCCCCCGACCUCUCUGGUACCUUGGAGGGUAUCCCUGAGAAGGUGAAGGAGUUUGGAAGGACCGUGGAGGAGACCACCCGGUCGGUCUACACUCGCAUCAAAGAGAGUGAAAUCACUUCCAAGGCCAAGAACUGGUUCCUAGAAGCACUAGAGAAAGUGAAGGAGACAUGGAAAAAGAACUUCUGAACAGUACAAGGGGCGCCCCAAGAUUAGUGCCUGAUUUUCCAGGGUACCAGCAUCCCUGCCAAUAAAAA